UAGGGUUUCCGGUCCUUGAGUUCCUCUCAAAACCCUAGCUCUCUGUUUUUACUUGCUUUGAGGCCCCUCUGAGGAUCCUUUUCUGCUUUUCCUGUGCAACAAUGGUGAGGGUUAGUGUUUUGAAUGAUGCUUUGAAGAGCAUGUACAAUGCUGAAAAGCGCGGGAAGCGCCAGGUCAUGAUAAGGCCUUCCUCAAAAGUGAUCAUCAAAUUUCUACUGGUGAUGCAGAAGCACGGUUACAUUGGUGAGUUUGAAUAUGUUGACGAUCACAGGGCUGGUAAAAUUGUGGUUGAAUUGAAUGGAAGGUUGAACAAGUGUGGAGUUAUCAGCCCUCGAUUUGAUAUUGGUGUCAAGGAGAUUGAGGGAUGGACUGCAAGGUUGCUCCCUUCAAGACAGUUUGGUUAUAUUGUGUUGACGACUUCUGCUGGCAUUAUGGACCACGAAGAGGCUAGAAGAAAGAAUGUUGGUGGCAAAGUGCUUGGAUUCUUUUACUAGGCUGAGCUUUUUCCUUUUCUUUUUUGAAUGACUUAUUCCGCAUAUGAGGUGAUUUUGGUUGUGCCUUUGAACUUCUUUACUAUAGGAUUAGAUUUACCCUUUCCAAAGGGCUAGUGUAUGUGCUUGAUUGCAUGAGUUAAAGAUUGAUUUUUUUUGUAGCUCACAUUUUAUUUAAAAGCAGCAGCAUUGAUUACUUGGUUA
Molecule: messenger RNA, 695 nt
Organism: Hevea brasiliensis (rubber tree)
Lineage: Eukaryota; Viridiplantae; Streptophyta; Magnoliopsida; Malpighiales; Euphorbiaceae
Product: 40S ribosomal protein S15a-1-like
Exons: 4
Coding region: 102-494 (130 amino acids)
Biological process (GO): translation
Cellular component (GO): ribosome; cytosolic small ribosomal subunit
Molecular function (GO): structural constituent of ribosome
Source: RefSeq, a predicted model, not a curated record